This is a messenger RNA of Penicillium arizonense, 1173 nucleotides long. RefSeq names its product proteasome regulatory particle base subunit RPT4 (gene rpt4). Gene Ontology annotation, cellular component: proteasome regulatory particle, base subcomplex; cytosolic proteasome complex. Gene Ontology annotation, molecular function: proteasome-activating activity; ATP binding; ATP hydrolysis activity. The record is from RefSeq and is a predicted model, not a curated record. NCBI's taxonomy places the organism in Eukaryota, Fungi, Ascomycota, Eurotiomycetes, Eurotiales, Aspergillaceae. Gene Ontology annotation, biological process: positive regulation of RNA polymerase II transcription preinitiation complex assembly. The transcript is spliced from 4 exons. The coding region runs from base 1 to 1173 and encodes 390 amino acids.
AUGAGCGACCCGGAGCGCGACCAGUCGCUCGAGGACUAUAAAAAGAGCUUGCUCGAGCUACGAGAGUGGGAAACUAAGCUCAAAACUCUCCGAUUGGGCAUCAAGGAUCUCCAGCGGGAGUUUGAUAUCUCCGAGGAGAACAUCAAGGCGCUACAAAGUGUGGGUCAGAUCAUCGGCGAGGUGUUGAAGCAGCUUGAUGAAGAGCGAUUCAUCGUCAAGGCGUCGUCCGGGCCUCGAUAUGUCGUCGGUUGUCGGUCAAAGGUGGAUAAGGCCAAGAUGAAGCAAGGCACACGUGUGGCCUUGGAUAUGACAACACUCACCAUCAUGCGGAUGUUACCUCGUGAGGUUGAUCCUUUGGUGUACAACAUGUCUCUGGAGGAUCCCGGGUCAGUCAACUUUGCCGGUAUUGGUGGUCUCAACGACCAGAUCAGAGAGCUUCGAGAGGUCAUUGAACUGCCCUUGAAGAACCCAGAGCUCUUCCAAAGAGUUGGUAUCAAGCCUCCAAAGGGUGUCUUGCUCUAUGGUCCUCCGGGUACUGGUAAGACGCUGCUUGCACGAGCAGUGGCCAGCUCGAUCGAAACCAACUUCUUGAAGGUGGUCUCAUCGGCUAUCGUUGAUAAGUAUAUCGGUGAAUCCGCUCGACUGAUCCGAGAAAUGUUCGGAUACGCCAAGGAACACGAACCCUGUAUCAUCUUCAUGGACGAGAUUGACGCCAUUGGUGGACGAAGAUUUUCGGAGGGUACCUCAGCAGAUCGAGAAAUUCAGCGGACGCUGAUGGAGUUGCUGAACCAGCUGGAUGGUUUCGACUACCUAGGAAAGACGAAGAUCAUCAUGGCAACCAACCGACCCGACACACUGGACCCCGCUCUGUUGCGUGCUGGUCGUCUGGACCGAAAGAUUGAGAUUCCUCUUCCUAAUGAGGUCGGCCGUCUGGAGAUCUUGAAGAUCCACACGAGCACGGUUCAGCAGGAGGGUGAUAUCGACUUUGAGAGUGUGGUCAAGAUGAGUGACGGUCUUAACGGUGCUGAUCUUCGAAAUGUUGUUACCGAAGCGGGUUUGUUCGCGAUCAAGGAUUACCGCGACGCCAUCAACCAGGAUGACUUCAACAAGGCUGUACGGAAGGUCGCAGAGGCGAAGAAGCUGGAGGGCAAGCUUGAGUACCAGAAGCUGUAA